Molecule: messenger RNA, 567 nt
Organism: Lactuca saligna
Lineage: Eukaryota; Viridiplantae; Streptophyta; Magnoliopsida; Asterales; Asteraceae
Source: the annotation of a GenBank genome assembly
AUGUACCGCUUUCUCAACAUGCUUUCUUGCUCAUAUCUGUAUCUGAUUAUCCCUCAUGACAUCCACACACAAACACUAUCGAUCAUGAAAUGUCUUCAAGUUACGACAACUACCUCGUCAUCCGAUGAUCCCAAGCAAAACCUAAACCAAGUCGUCAAUUCAAUUCAGAAAACCCUAGGAACCAUCCACCGGCUCUACCUUACUGUCUCUUCCUUCAACGUUUCCUCCCAACUCCCGCUUAUCCAACGCCUAAAAAAGUCAAAUAAGGUACCCAUAAUUGCUGGAGCAGUUGGGGGUGUAGGCCUCUUCUUUCUUGUUAUUGCUUUGGGAUUAUAUUAUCUUAUAUGGAAGAAGUCUAAGAGGACUAAAGAGGGUAUUCAAUACAUUCAGCAGUCGUAUAAAGUCAGUGAAGCAUUUCCAUUUAAGUGGAUAAAUAAAAAAUGGAGAAAGGGGUUUCAUGUCACUGCUAUGGCAACUGCAGGAAGUAAAUGGGCAAUUGUUAUGUCCUGUGGUGCUGGAUUUUCUGAUCAGGUAUUCAUAGAAGAUGGGAUGGUGGAUAUAGGAUAA